This is a messenger RNA of Cariama cristata (Red-legged seriema), 1164 nucleotides long. It is a transcript of the gene DUSP11, whose product is annotated as dual specificity phosphatase 11 (RNA/RNP complex 1-interacting). The record is from RefSeq and is a predicted model, not a curated record. Gene Ontology annotation, molecular function: polynucleotide 5'-phosphatase activity; protein tyrosine/serine/threonine phosphatase activity. The annotation marks the transcript as partial. Gene Ontology annotation, biological process: dephosphorylation. The transcript is spliced from 9 exons. NCBI's taxonomy places the organism in Eukaryota, Metazoa, Chordata, Aves, Cariamiformes, Cariamidae.
UGCCCACUUUCACCGCUGUCUCCUGCUCUGCCUUCUCCUGCUUUCAGCAUGGUAAAGAAGAACACUAUCCCCGAUGGAUGGCGGAGUUUGACACCAGUUGGACAACCUAUACCAGGAACUAGAUUUAUUGCAUUCAAAGUACCUUUAAAAGGGGCAAUUAACCAGAGGCUUACUCCAACCCAGAAAUUUACACCAAAAGACUUAAUUGCUGCAAUGAAAGCCCUAAAUGUGGAGCUUGGAUUAAUUAUUGAUUUAACAUAUACCACACGAUACUAUGAAGUUAAGGAUUUACCUAAAAGUGUGCAGUAUAAGAAACUUUAUACUGUUGGACUUGAAGUCCCCGAUAAUGCUACUAUCCUACAGUUCAAAAAAUGGGUCAGAAAAUUCCUAUGGGAAAAUGCAGGAAAUGAGAAACUCAUUGGCGUUCACUGUACUAAUGGAAUUAAUAGAACUGGCUACCUUAUAUGUAGAUACCUUAUAGAUGUUGAAGGCUGGGAUCCAGAGGCAGCAAUCCAAGCUUUUGGUGAUGCUAGAGGCCAUCGCAUGGAUGGUCUUGUGUAUCUCACAGAUCUCAGAACACAACCAAUGAGAAGUAACCUUGGAAUGGAUGUAUGGGAUUCAGAGGAAGAUAUUAUUCCCCCACCACAUGCAAUGGAAGGACCUGUAGUUUCCCAAAUGAAGAUUUUCAGGGGUCUGGGAAAAGAUUAAGAAUUUAUGAUGACCACUCUCACAAUGAUUUGCAAGGACAGAUACAGUUGAGAGAUUUUGAUUUCAUUAAUAAGGGACCUGGACAAAGACGAAGACCAUUUCAUGACCAUCAGACUCAGGAAGAUUUAAGAGCACCAAUGCAGAUGAGAAACUGGGACUACAAUAGGGGACCGGCACAGAGGCGAAGACCCUUUCCUGAUCACCAGUUUUAUGAUGAGUAUCAAGAAGACAUGCAGCUGAAGGACCUAGACUUCAGUAACAAGGGACCUGGACAAAGGCUGAGACCCUUUCAGGGACAGCAGUUUCAUGAUGAUUUACAGGCAGAGAGAGAAUCGAGGGACAUUGAAUUUAACAGAGGCUGUGGACAAAGGCAGAGAUCUUUUCCUGACUAUCCAUCUCAUAAUGAUUUGCAGGAAGACAGACAGUUAAAGGAUUUUGAUGUUGGUAGCAGAGGCC